GCACGUCUGGAGCUGACGAGGGAUCUAUUUCGGGAAACGACUGCUUCGUCGAACAUACAUACGUGUGAGUCCAUCGAGUCGACACUCCUUUGUCUGAUUAAAAUCGUAUUGGUCGUUACCUAUUUUAAAAACGCAUCCUCGCGACUUGUGUGCUCGAAUGUAAGUGCGUCUUGUUUAUAAAAGUAUUCCAAAAUGGGAAAUAUGGCCAGUAGUGCCCCAACGAGGGAACAGGACGCAGAUAACGUCACAAGUGAAAGUGAAAUAAUGAACAAUACAAGUGAUCUCCAUAUUGAUGAAACAACUGAAGCCUUUGAAAUGGCCAGUGAAAACUCUAUGAACGAAAAUGAAGUACGGGCUAGAGCAAAAGAGGAAGAAAUGAAUGAAUUCAGAAAGCAGCUUGAUAUAAAACGUGAACAAAGAAGACAGAUUUUAGCGCGACAUCGUACUGAAAAAGAAGAAUUAGAGAAAGCCUUGCAAAAUGAGAAGGCGGCAAAACUGGAACUAUUUGAAAGCAACAGAUUGCUCUGUGAACUUCUCUCGAGAAACAAUAUCGAGAUUCCUGAUAAUCUUAUCCAUUUGAAGGGGAACUGCGAACUCACAGAUGCCUUAGCCAAAAUGAGAGAAGACUUUGACGAUUUGAAAGUAAAUAAUUUAAAACUUCGAAAGGAUCUGUCAGAAACUAAUCGGGCACUACAAGAAGCUUACACUGAUAUUGCAGACCUGAAUCAACAAAAUACAGAAUCCAUUAAACAGAUUCGUGCUUUGAAAGAAGUGGUGUCAGUUAGUAAAACAAUGAUUAGUCUUAGAGAACAACAACUGAAUGAUUUAAAAGAAAAACUAAAUGAAAUAGAACGCACACUAGCGGAUCGCGAAACUAAUCUGCUGUCAGCCGAUUUGAGACAAGAAUAUGAACGACAACUACAAAAUAUUCGAACACUCAGAGGGCUUUACGAGGAGCGAGCUCGACUGGCCGAAGUGUCCCGACAACGACUGGUCCGAGAGUUGGAUGAACAUAAAGUACUUUAUCAAGCUGAAGUAAAAAAGAGCAAAGACCUCAAUAAUAAAGUGGAAGAACUUGAAUCAAAAAUAGAUUCCCUAAUUGAAACUAUCGAUAACAAGAAUUCGCAAAUAUCUACAAAUCAGAUAGAAACAAACAUCUUGAAGGCCGAGAUGGCAGUCGUAAAUAAACUUUUCUCCCAAGUGCUCCUUGGUGAAAAAACUAAACAAGAUUUAGAUACACUGGUGCAAAGACUAGAAGAAAACCAUGGCAUACUAACACAGAUGGCUGAAAAAGAAAAUGGAUCAGAAGCAUCAUCAGCUUUACCUAAACUUUUGUUAGAGUUAGUUAGUCAAGUGGAUGAAAAUGAAGAAAAAUACAUCGGUGAGAUUUCAAAUGACAACGAUCAAACAUCCAAAGAGGAAACAUCAACAGAAAAAGAUUCAGAUGAGCAAAAACCGCAAGUAACAACUGCUGAAGAAAUAGUAGAAAAUCUACCGAAGGUCUGGAAAGUACUGAUAGAACUACUCAGUCAUCAAAAUGCCCCCGAAGGCAACUCUCCCGAAAAAGUUACAACGUGUUAUAAAUCCGUGGAAACAAAAUCGGGACCAGUGUUAGUGCCAAGCGUUAGUCAGACUUACAUCAGAUUAAAGGAUCUUAUACUAGAAAAAUUAGGUCUUAUAAAAGAGGUCAACCGUAUGAAACAACUCAAUGGUCAUCUGGAAACUCGUUUAGAAGAACAAGAACGAAGACUAUGCAUGGUCACAAACGAGUUAAGCAAAACAUGGCAUGUUGUUGGUCGACUAAGGAGGCAUCACCAUCAAUUACACACCCACGAAAAAAUACUAAAAUAUGAACUACAACAAAAGAGGAAGUUAUUGAAUGAACUUAAAGAAGAACUUGAAUACUGUCGGGAAAAGUGGGAACAAGCUCGUGAAAAGAACACUCAAUCUGAAAGAGAUUGGAGAACCUUGAGAGCUGAAUUCUCGAGUAGAAAAACAAAAUCUGGCUCACCGUCGUUUAAUAACUCAGGAGAAAGUGGAUAUAGUGAUGAAAGACCAUCAGAUGAAUCUUCCGAAUCCAAUGAUGAAAGCGAAUAUGUAGCGGAGCCGCUUACUAGAUGUAAGAGAAAGCUAAAGAAAUCAUUUGACUCUAGCACAGAUUUUAACAUAGCGGAAAGGGAAGACCCUGCCAGUGAUAUGCUUGAUGUUGCUGAUUUACCACUUGAUACACAAGAAGGUGAAGAUAAUCAUGAUUUAACUUCAGAGCCCAGUAAAAGUGAACGAUUUCCUAAAAAUGCAAUUAUAUGCGAAGAAACAGAAGAUGAAAUUGGAGACAUAACUCACGAUGACUCUUGUCCAGAAGAAUCACACGCAGAUGACAAUUUUAUUGCUAACUCUAAUGCAGAAUGUAACGUUCCCGAAAACAAUUCACUUAUAGGUCCAAGCACCUCUAAUGAAUCAUCAACAAUAUGUUUACCACUGAUUGACCCUGUUGAAAUUUUAAAGAAUGUUCGUCUUCAAAAUGAGAGGCUUGCUAGAAAAGAUCAAAAACUGAACAGUCUUGAAGCGGGCAGUGCUGCAUUGCUAAAAAAGACACAAACAACGGUUAAAAUAAGUGAACAAAUAAGUGAUACUCUAGAUCAUCUUAUAAAUCGGCCGACUACAAGUCAGACAUCAAGCGUUUGUGUAAAUGAACCUGAAAAAUCUACCACCUUACAAGUCUAUAAUGACACAGGCAAUAAAGAAAUCUCAACAGAUAUCCUCACAGAAGCAGUACAACCACAUUCAGAGAAUGACUUUGAAAACAACAUAGGUCAAAACUGUGAAGCAACGGACCAGAAUGUAAAUGAUGAGAAAAGUAAAAUAAAUAAUGAACCAACUGUCGAGUCCACCACGACCGAUUCUGCAAAUGUUACCUCAGUCAACGACUCAGCUUCAAAUGUAGAAACACCAGAUUUCAAAGCCAUACUAGAAAGUGUUCGAAAACAAAAUGAAAGGCUUGCUAAGAAAGAUGAAAGACUGCAAAAGUUAGAGAGUAGUUGUUCGGAGGUAGUAAAUUCUAUAACUGAUACGCUUAAAACAGGUGAUGAAAUAAUAAAAAAACUCGAAACUCUUCACAGUGAAAAACCACACGGCAGUAAUGAAGAUCCGAAUGUGUCAUCAGGAGAUGGUAAUUCUAGUUCCGACAAAGAGGAUUCUGUGCCUUCGACAUCUGGUGAAAUUGAUCACGAGGCCCGCUUCGCUGCGCGUGAUUUACGAUUAAAGCGAUUGGAAGAACAAACAAAAUCACUCGUGAACAAAGUUAACAAAACAAACUCUAAAGGCGUAAAAAUACAUUACAAAUUAGAAGAACUGCAUAAUAUUUACGGUUCAGAAAGUUCUCGGGCUGGCACACCGUCAGAAGAUAAUGAGGACAGAAGUAAUGCUAACGACUCUCAAGAAGAAUAAGGUAUAUUUUUAUAUAUAGUUGGUGUCUUAUGUUAUUUAAAUGUUUUUUUAAUUCGAAAUAAAAGUCUCAAAUAGAG
This is a messenger RNA of Spodoptera exigua (beet armyworm), 3524 nucleotides long. Lineage: Eukaryota; Metazoa; Arthropoda; Insecta; Lepidoptera; Noctuidae. The record is from the annotation of a GenBank genome assembly.